AUGAAGUGUCGACUGCUGGGCCUCAGCAGAGAGUCGGAGGAGGGGGGCUGGCGGCUGUCUUCUGGCACUAGUGUGGUGGUGGACAUUGCGGUAAUGGGAGAGGCCCACGGUUUGAUCUCAGAUCUGCUGGCAGACCCCUCCCUGCCCCCGAACACCUGCAGCUCUCUGAAAGCUGUCAGCAAUCUCCUCAGCACCCAGAUCAACAUCCAGCCGCUCCAUCGACCUCGCAUCCUGACAGAUCCCCACGUCUGCUCCGACUCAGAGGACGGAACAGAAAAAGGAGACAGAUUGGCCAUCCCAAAGCGUCUCAGAAGGAGUCUUCCGCCAGGAUUGCUGAGAAGAAUUUCAUCAACAUGGACCACGACUACAUCAGCUACAGGCCUGCCCACCAUAGAGCCAGGCCCUGUACGGCGAGAUCGCUCAGCAAGCAUCAAGCCCACUGUGGACAGUGAAUAUAGGAACAACCCAUUGAUGAUAACCACCUCAAAGAGCCGCUCCAUGUCAGCUACCUACACUGCCUCUGGCACUUCCAACCACCUCUACAGCAAACCACUGGGAAGACCAGGUUUCCCCCCCUCCAAUGUGUCACCUCUGGGCUCUCCAUCUCCGUCUCCUCCUGUUCAGGGAACUCCUGUCUCCAGCCCUACAAUAAAGACGUGUUCAGUGCAGCUUCCUGAGCUGGUGGGGCAACUGACAGAACAGGUUCCUGUGUCUAUAGCCCCUAAGAGCCAUCACAGAGCCUUAACUCACAGCCAGAGCGCCCCAAGCUCCACCACCAUUCACUGGCGGCCUCCAUCACUCUGUGGCAGCUGCGGCAGGCCGUUGAGCAAUCGACUAAACAAUGGAGUAGAAUCAGGCAGCAAAACAGACAGAAUACCCCAUCCAGAAGAGAGAGUUGUAGCUUCCUCAGAUUAUGACAGCACCUAUGACAGCACUUAUGAGACCAACCACAGUGACAGCAGCGACUUUGCACAAAACGACGAAGAGGGAGAGGGAGGCAAGAAGCCACCUGAGGUGAGGGAUGGCUGUAGGGAGUGCCCGACAGAGGGCAUUGUUCUUCACCCUCUACUGCCAUCACCAGUGGACAAGUCAGCGUCUGCCCCGGAGAGUCCAGUCAUGCCGGGUCUGGAACCCCUGAUGAGUCAACUCAACAACUGGAACUUCCCCAUUUUCAGCCUUGUGGAGAAGACUAAUGGUAAAACAGGCUGCAUCCUCAGCCAGGUUUCCUAUCGACUAUUUGAAGACACUGGUUUGUUUGAGACAUUCAAGAUUCCUAUUAAAGAGUUUAUGAACUACUUUCAUGCCUUGGAGAAUGGAUACAGGGACAUACCUUAUCACAACCGAAUCCAUGCAACUGAUGUUCUGCACGCGGUGUGGUACCUCACCACGCAGCCGGUACCGGGCCUGCCCACCCUGCCCAUGGAGAAUGGGAUACACACUGACACGGAAAACAGCGUUACACCUGGAGGGUCAGGGUUCCUGGUGUCCAAGAUGAGCUCUAAGCUAGAAGAUGGCUAUGGCUUCCUGUGCGGUCUGAUUCCAGCUCUGGAGCUCAUGGCUCUCUAUGUUGCUGCUGCCAUGCAUGAUUAUGACCACCCGGGAAGAACAAAUGCCUUUCUGGUAGCAACAAGUGCACCACAGGCUCUUCUUUACAAUGACAGGUCGGUGCUGGAAAACCACCACGCUGCAGCAGCCUGGAACCUCUUCAUGUCCCAACCAGAGUUUAACUUCCUGGCCAACCUUGAACAUGUGGAGUUCAAGCGGUUCCGUUUUCUUGUCAUCGAAGCAAUCUUGGCCACCGACCUCAAAAAGCACUUUGACUUCCUCGCAGAAUUUAAUGCAAAGGUGGGUGAUGAAGGAGUGUCUGGCAUUGACUGGACCAAUGAAAACGACCGAUUGCUGGUGUGCCAGAUGUGCAUAAAGCUAGCCGAUGUCAAUGGGCCACUAAAGAAUAAGGAGCUACAUCUGCAGUGGACAGAAGGGAUUGUCAAUGAGUUCUAUGAACAAGGUGAUGAAGAGGCCACUUUAGGCCUUCCUAUCAGCCCAUUCAUGGACCGCUCUGCCCCCCAGCUUGCCAAACUACAACAGUCCUUCAUCUCCCACAUAGUGGGACCACUGUGCUCCUCCUACGACUCUGCUGCUCUGAUGCCAGGACGCUGGGUGGACCCGUCUGAAGAGGCGGCUGAGCUGGAUGCAGAAAAGGAAGGACAGGAUACAGAGGAGGAGGAGGAGGAGGACACAGCGGAUGAGGAUGCCUCAACAGAGCAUCAGGAAACAAAAAAGCUGCACAGACGGAAGGUCUUUUGUCAGAUCACGCAACAUCUUCUGGAAAACCACGAAAUGUGGAAACGUGUCAUUACAAGCGAAGCCUCUCCCGAGGAGACCCAAGAAGAAAAUACCAACUGCUUAGGGAACCCCGUGGAUUCAAUCACAGCAAUCCGCGAGGAGGAGGAGGAGCAGGCAAGCAAAGAAGAAGAGUCAGCCGACGACCCCGAUGAAGGGGAAGAGGCAGCGGAGGAAGAGGAAGUCCUUCCACAAUCAGAGACCUCAGGAGAAAAAGAGGAAGUUCCAGAAUGAGAUUAUGGAUUUGAACCUCCUCUUAAACCAGGAAUCUUGACCAUCCUUUGAAAAUGUUUGAUUCUUUCCUAACUAAACUCUUUGUACGGUAGCCAGCACAUCACUUUUUGACACAACACUGUAGAAGAUGUUUUGGGUAAAACGUGCCUAACAAAAACAGGGUCGAGGACUGGGAUGAUGCAUGACCAGUAUAUCUGAUAAGGAGAUGAGCAAAAGAAGAAGAAAUAAGAGAAACAGAGUAGUGAUUACAAAUAAUGGACUCAGAUUUUGUUUGGUUUUUUUAACUGUAGCACUUGUUUUACUGUGGAUCUGGAAUCCUGCCCUCACCCAGGCUGCCCCUGUGCACUAAUGCAUCAGCAACUGUUCUUCCAGAAUCUCCCACUUUAUUAUCAGUCAGUGUAGCCCCCUCAGCUGGACAAAGGCGUGCAGCAAGCCCCUUCUUUAGGACAGUUGAAUGAAAGUAAGCCUAAAUCUGUUGUCGGACAUUUGGAAUAAAGAAGACCAGUUCGACACAAUCACACUCACAUUCCACGCUUCAAACAGAAAAAAAGUUAGAGAACCUUGUAGCUCCAAAAGCUUGAUUUUAGCUCAAGGAAAACAAUGUUUUAGCAUUUAUUUUCUCUCCCAUUUUUUAAAUAUUUUUUUGGCUAUUCAGUCCAAAAAGACACCAGACUGAACAACUCAGGAAAGCAGAUUUAGAAUAACAAAAGGACUUCUGACAUCCUUGUCCUUUUAUUUCGCUCUGCUUAUUUUAUUUUCUUUGUUUUCUGUCCUCUGAAUACCCACAAAUGUCGGGCUAGAUUCCCAUAACAUGGCAGAAACCAAAAUAGAGUAAAAGAAACGCUCAUGUUGGUAGUUUGGUGAAAUCUUUGAGAAUGUAAAAUAAUCUGUUGUAGUGAAUGCGGCUACUGCUAAGUUUCAGCUCAAAAUCACCCAAGAUUUACAGAAAUAAGACCUGAAAGGCCUUUUGGCAUCCAGGAGGCGCUGUGCACCUACAAGAAGUUGUUUAGAUGUUAGAUUUUAAAAAAAGGGUAGUCAAGCUUUUAUUUUUAUUUUCUUUAUAAAUUUAAAAGAAACAAUAAAAAAUAUGUUAGGGAAACUUAAGUAGCAUGUAUAUGUAGCCCUUUUCUCAAUAGUAGCAUGGAGAAAAUGCAGAAUAAGAGGUGUAAGCACUUUAAAUUACAGCAACAUUUUUAUUUCAAGUUGACACAGAUCCUGUAGGAGAAGGUUCUUCCAUCCACACUUUACACUCUAAAAACUGCUGGGUUAUAAACAACCUAAUGAGCAAUUAUUUUGCUUUUAGUUAAAAAUGCUGAUGCCUUUAACAGCCUUGAGUUGAUUUUAAAAAACAGGAUAGAGCAAUUGGUUUCAUACUAUUGAGUCAAAUUUAGGGCUGGAUAAUUAAUUGAAUUUGCAAUAUAUUUGCAGUUUAACAAAAUACAAUUUAACAAAAUACACUUUUUUUUUCACUUUACAGCUAAAAUGGGUUUGCUGCUACACAGAAGGGUUGGAGUUAGCAAGCAGAUCCAAGUAACUUUAAGCCCUCGUCCACACAACAAUAAUGUGCUGUGUCUGUACUUUAAAAAAGGCAGCAUUCAGGGUCAUGGAAAUAUUGAAACUCUGUAGUGAAACAUCUUCAUGCAUGUAGUUAGUGCAAAGAAAAAUCUAAAUGAAAUUGCUGUAUUGGUUGAAAAAAAUCUCAAUUUAGCUUUUUGGCAAAAUGUUUCAACCCUAGUUAGGUUAUAACAUCAUAAGAUCUAACAUCAAUGCUUAAAAACAUUAAACACAAUUAAGCAAAGAACAUUUGGUUAAAAUGCAUACAUCUCCCGUGUCUCCGAACGCUAUCUCUGCAGGAAUUAAUUGCAUACCAUCCUCCCAUUAAAUUUAACAAAAUGGUUUGUUUUCAUAUUUAUGUAAUUCAUUUUUUUCAAUAAUGUUGAAAGCUUGAGCUCAUUGAUAAUAUGUGUAACAUACAAAGCAGUAGGAUUUUUUAGAAACAGUUAAUUUUUGCAGCACAAAGUUCAAUCUCUGUAUAAAACAUUGCUUUAAAGCUAAGCAUGAAUGUUGAAUAUAUUUAUCACUAGGUUGCCUUACCUGGUAAAAUUGGCUAUCAGGUACAGAUCAAAUAAAAUUUUAAAGCUUGAUUAAGUUCAACUUAUUUUCUGGUGUGAAUUCAAACCCUAACAAAACCUACUGACAUUAGCAUUAGCAUGCAACAUGAUCAGACUCCUAUUUGAUUCUCUUCCUCAAAUCUCAGUUUUUCCAUAAACCUCUGUCCAAACAUGAGUCUGGCUUCAGAAGUUAAGAAAUAACCCAGCAGUAUUUUAAGUGUAACUAUUAGGCGUGCACUGAUUAAGGGUUUCUGGCUGAUCACAGAGUGCUGAUCUUUAAAAAGUAUGACAUUCCAAUGUUGACGCUACAGAUUUCUUUUUAUAAAGGAUCACAACACACAAGUUAUUGAAUCUUAUCUUACUGGUAAAAAAAAAAAUGCAAUCAUUGCCCGUGAAA
Messenger RNA from Cyprinodon tularosa, 5085 nucleotides. Its product is annotated as cGMP-inhibited 3',5'-cyclic phosphodiesterase A-like. Lineage: Eukaryota; Metazoa; Chordata; Actinopteri; Cyprinodontiformes; Cyprinodontidae. The coding region runs from base 1 to 2577 and encodes 858 amino acids. Gene Ontology annotation, molecular function: 3',5'-cyclic-AMP phosphodiesterase activity. Gene Ontology annotation, cellular component: cytosol. Gene Ontology annotation, biological process: oocyte maturation; positive regulation of oocyte development. The record is from RefSeq and is a predicted model, not a curated record. The transcript is spliced from 15 exons.